ACUGGCAGGACCCAUCUAUACUAGCCUUAAACCCACUAUUUGAUAUGGUUGUUAAUGGCCUGGUUCUUAUUCUUUAAGUCCUGGGUAUGGUCUAAUUUCCAUUCUCCUGCCACCCCCACCCCCUGGUCCAUUAUGAAUUCUAGAUAAGCUCGGGUCCUCUCUUGGGUUAGUUUAUUUGUUCCAUUCAGGGCACAGAGAGCUCUGAACCAGCAACUCACUCUUUCUCCCCUCACCUCCACAGGCUUGAGAAUACGCUGUUCCUCCCUCCCCUUUGCACCAUGGACCCCACACUGUGGCCUUUCUUUCAGGUCCUCUGAGAUUGGUACCCAGGCAAGGCACAAUGCCCCUGUUCCCGACGACAAGACUGCCUAGCCCCUAUGGCUCUGAUCGGCUGGUACGGCUAGCAGCCAGGCUCCGGCCAGCACUAUGUGAUACCUUGAUCACUGUGGAAAGCCAAGAAUUCCCUGCCCACAGCCUGGUCCUGGCAGGUGUGAGCCAGCAGCUGGGCCGCAGGGGCCGCUGGGCUCUGGUGAAAGGCAUCAGCCCUUCUACCUUUGCCCAGCUUCUGUACUUUGUUUAUGGAGAGAGUGUAGAACUGCAGCCUGGGGAACUGGGACCCCUUGAGGAAGCGGCCAGAACCUUGGGGGUGCAGUCCCUGGAAGAGGCAUGCAGGAGGGCUCGACGGGACAGGGCUAGAGAACUGGGUCCAGGGCUCAAGGAACAUCAGGAGGAGCCAGAGAACCCCACAAGGGAUUCUGAGAGAGGACUGGAGGGACAUGGAGAGCAGAGACCAGAGAAAUUUAUUAGAGCUGGUUGGAGAGAACGAGAGAUACUGCAUGAGCAAAGGCCAUCAAGAGAGACCCCUGAGAUAGCAGAGGCAAUGCAGGAGGGUGCGGGGGAGCAGAUGAGAUCAAAGGAAAAACUCAAGCAAUCCCCUAUUGGCCAUGGGGGAACAGAUGGGAAGCAAGAAGUGAUUAUGUGGGUGACGGAGAGUCCAAGGGGCUCUGAGGAAAGUCUGCGGGAGUUCUCUGGCCACCGUCCCCCACCAGGUUCCCUCCAAACAAGCGUCAUUCCUAGGCCCUGGUCGGCUGAGGCCCCUUGGUUGGGGGAGGGCCAGCCUGCCCUGUGGAGCAUCCUGCUGUUGCCACCCAGAUAUGGCACUCCCUUCUCCCAUAGCACCCCCAUCACUGGAGCCUGGCAGGAGGUCUGGCCUCGAGACCAGAGGAUCCCACUGUCCCUGAACCCUGAGAAAGGUCUCUGGAACCAGAACCAGUUGGCCAACUCCAGUCCUGCCCCAGGUUCCCUCCCCCAGAGCCCCACAAAGUUCAUCCCUGGGGAGAUGGAAGAGUCUGAUCAGAGGCACACAGGUGCACUUGCAACCUGUGUGGGUCAUGUGAGUACAGCAGGCCCAUCCCACCAACAACCUCCCCCACCCCCACCUGCCCGGUCUCGGCCCUAUUCUUGUUCUGUCUGUGGGAAAAGGUUCUCACUCAAGCAUCAGAUGGAGACUCACUACCGAGUCCACACAGGAGAGAAGCCCUUCUCCUGUAGCCUCUGCCCCCAGCGCUCCCGGGACUUCUCAGCCAUGACCAAGCACCUGCGGACGCAUGGGGCCGCACCCUACCGCUGCCCUCUGUGCCGGGCCGGCUGUCCCAGCCUGGCCUCCAUGCAGGCGCACAUGCGCGGCCACUCGCCGAGCCAGCUCCCACCUGGAUGGACCAUUCGCUCCACCUUCCUCUACUCCUCCUCUUCGAGGCCGUCCCGGGCCUCGACCUCUCCCUGUGGGUCCCCUUCCUCCACCACCUGACGGUGUUGGUAGCUUCUUUGGCUUCAGCCAACAAUACAAUUAAAGAAUGAAA
Messenger RNA from Leptonychotes weddellii (Weddell seal), 1859 nucleotides. RefSeq names its product zinc finger and BTB domain containing 32 (gene ZBTB32). NCBI's taxonomy places the organism in Eukaryota, Metazoa, Chordata, Mammalia, Carnivora, Phocidae. Gene Ontology annotation, molecular function: DNA-binding transcription repressor activity, RNA polymerase II-specific; RNA polymerase II cis-regulatory region sequence-specific DNA binding; protein binding. Gene Ontology annotation, biological process: regulation of immune system process; negative regulation of transcription by RNA polymerase II; regulation of cytokine production. The record is from RefSeq and is a predicted model, not a curated record. Gene Ontology annotation, cellular component: nucleoplasm.